Molecule: messenger RNA, 1002 nt
Organism: Hyaloscypha bicolor E
Lineage: Eukaryota; Fungi; Ascomycota; Leotiomycetes; Helotiales; Hyaloscyphaceae
Exons: 4
Coding region: 1-1002 (333 amino acids)
Biological process (GO): basic amino acid transport; transmembrane transport
Cellular component (GO): fungal-type vacuole membrane
Molecular function (GO): basic amino acid transmembrane transporter activity
Source: RefSeq, a predicted model, not a curated record
AUGGCUUCGCCUCGGGACUUCCACCAGCUAUCCCAAUUCAAUUGGAUCGUCUCAGCCUUCAUCCUCGCCUCAGCAGCAUUCAUCCCCUUCUGGGGCCAAUUCGCCGACGUCUUCGGUCGCUACUCCGCCCUCCAAGGCUCCAUGCUUCGCACGCUUCGUUCUUCCACCCGUGCUCCUUGGCCCUCAAAAGACCAUAAGAACAGACGACAGGAAAGAAUGAGUAUCACAAACCUUCUCCGCACGCCUCAACGCCAUCGAUUUCGGUGGGCAGAUACUCUUUAUCUUCGGCAUGGGCCUGUUCGUGCUAGCUUCGACAUGGGCACGCGCCUACUGUCCCAGAGCGACGCCAAAGUCGUCGCGCAUCUAGCCGUCGGCUCGAUACUCAUCUUCAUUUUUCUGGGCUGGGAAUACUUGAUGCUGCCAGGACAUUUCCUGGCCACUCGCUCACCGACAAGGAGACCGAUGAUCCCAUUAACCUCUUUACACGCAAUGCAGAACUACUGGUGCUGCGUCAUCGAGGCACGCGGCAUCGCCAUCCUCGCUGCCGCCAUAAACUCCACCAAGCUGAACCUCAUCUACGGCAGGCUAGCCCUUACCGGCGUCGGCACAGGUUUGCGGAUGAUGCCUGGCACACUGCAUGGUAUUGCCUGCCACCCUGAUGCAAUCGCAAGCAUCGUGAGUCUGACGAGUCUGGCUAUAACCCUUGGUGGUACGCUUGCUACCACGGUUAUGUUGAACAUCUUCAACAAUGUGCUAUCCCAGGCGGGGAUUAGGCUGAAUGGAGUGUCGAGUUCGGGUUUCAGUGAGAUUUCAAGCUUGCCGGCUGAUGAGCUGGCUUUCUUUAGAGGCAAAGCACAGAGGGGUAUCGUCGUGUCUUUGGGACUGGGGAGUGUGAGGAUCGGAAAGGGAGACGAAGGGGAUCAGAUCACGGGGAAGGGAAGUUCUGUUGGCAGUCUGUUUUUGGAGGAGAGCGGGGAAGGAGGUAGCUGGGAAAGGGCUUGA